AUGUUUUCAAGUGCGACGUUCUACCUGAAAAUAAAUAAAGUUUGUGGCAGUUUGAAUGAAGCGGCUCCGGAGGCUUCAGUCGCUCUCGCUCCCGGAUUCGCUGAGUUGGAGGUCGUUCUCUGCAACAGACACCGAGGAACAUGGGCUUUAAAACUAUUACCACAAGUGAGUAAGAAGUGUCCAUUUUGGUUUUUAAAGCUGGGGUCCCCAACUUUAUAUGUCCCAACAGAAAGAGUCUUACUAGUGAUAGAACCAGUACAUGAUCUGAUCUCUCUGGACUCUCUCUCUCUCUCUCCCUCUCCGGACACUCACUCUCCCUCUCCGGACACUCACUCUCCCUCUCCGGACACACUCACUCUCCCUCUCCGGACACUCUCCCUCUCCCUCUCCGGACACUCACUCUCCCUCUCCGGACACUCUCCCUCUCCCUCUCCCUCUCCGGACACUCUCCCUCUCCCUCUCCGGACACACUCACUCUCCCUCUCCGGACACACUCACUCUCCCUCUCCGGACACACUCCCUCUCCCUCUCCGGACACUCUCCCUCUCCCUCUCCGGACACUCUCCCUCUCCCUCUCCGGACACUCUCCCUCUCCCUCUCCGGACACUCUCCCUCUCCCUCUCCGGACACUCUCCCUCUCCCUCUCCGGACACUCUCUCUCCCUCUCCGGACACUCUCUCUCCCUCUCCGGACACUCUCCCUCUCCCUCUCCGGACACUCUUCCUCUCCCUCUCCCUCUCCGGACACUCUCCCUCUCCCUCUCCGGACACUCUCCCUCUCCCUCUCCCUCUCCGGACACUCUCCCUCUCCCUCUCCGGACACUCCCUCUCCGGACACUCACUCUCCCUCUCCGGACACUCCCUCUCUCUCUCCGGACACUCCCUCUACCUCUCCGGACACUCUCCCUCUCCCUCUCCCUCUCCGGACACUCUCCCUCUCCCUCUCCGGACACUCUCUCUCCCUCUCCAGACACUCUCUCUCCAGACACUCUCUCUCCCUCUCCAGACACUCUCUCUCCCUCUCCAGACACUCUCUCUCCAGACACUCUCUCUCCCUCUCCAGACACUCUCUCUCCCUCUCCAGACACUCUCUCUCCCUCUCCAGACACUCUCUCUCCCUCUCCAGACACUCUCUCUCCCUCUCCGGACACUCCCUCUCCCUCUCCGGACACUCCCUCUCCGGACACUCACUCUCCCUCUCCGGACACUCCCUCUCCGGACACUCUCUCUACCUCUCCGGACACUCUCUCUCCCUCCAGACACUCUCUCUCCAGACACUCUCUCUCCCUCUCCAGACACUCUCUCUCCCUCUCCAGACACUCUCUCUCCCUCUCCAGACACUCUCUCUCCCUCUCCAGACACUCUCUCUCCCUCUCCGGACACUCCCUCUCCGGACACUCCCUCUCCGGACACUCCCUCUCCGGACACUCCCUCUCCGGACACUCCCUCUCCGGACACUCCCUCUCCGGACACUCCCUCUCCGGACACUCCCUCUCCGGACACUCCCUCUCCGGACACUCCCUCUCCGGACACUCCCUCUCCGGACACUCCCUCUCCGGACACUCCCUCUCCGGACACUCCCUCUCCGGACACUCCCUCUCCGGACACUCACUCUCCGGACACUCACUCUCCGGACACUCACUCUCCGGACACUCACUCUCCACUCUCCGGACACUCACUCUCCGGACACUCACUCUCCCUCUCCGGACCCUCUCCGGACCCUCUCCGGACCCUCUCCGGACCCUCUCCGGACCCUCUCCGGACACUCUCCGGACACUCUCCCUCUCCCUCUCCGGACACUCUCCCUCUCCCUCUCCGGACACUCUCCCUCUCCCUCUCCGGACACUCUCCCUCCUCCCUCUCCGGACACUCUCCCUCUCCCUCUCCGGACACACUCUCUCCCUCUCCGGACACUCACUCUCCCUCUCCCUCUCCGGACACUCUCCUUCUCCCUCUCCGGACACUCCCUCUCCGGACACUCACUCUCCCUCUCCGGACACUCCCUCUCCGGACACUCACUCUCCCUCUCCGGACACUCCCUCUCCGGACACUCUCUCUCCCUCUCCGGACACUCUCUCUACCUCUCCGGACACUCUCUCUCCCUCUCCGGACACUCUCUCUCCCUCUCCGGACACUCUCCCUCUCCGGACACUCUCCCUCUCCGGACACUCUCCCUCUCCGGACACUCUCCCUCUCCGGACACUCUCCCUCUCACUCUCCCUCUCCGGACACUCUCCCUCUCCGGACACUCUCCCUCUGCGGACACUCUCCCUCUCCGGACACUCUCCCUCUCACUCUCCCUCUCCGGACACUCACUCUCCCUCUCCGGACACUCUCUCUCCCUCUCCAGACACUCUCUCUCCCUCUCCAGACACUCUCUCUCCCUCUCCAGACACUCUCUCUCCCUCUCCAGACACUCUCUCUCCCUCUCCGGACACUCUCUCUCCCUCUCCAGACACUCUCUCUCCCUCUCCAGACACUCUCUCUCCCUCUCCAGACACUCUCUCUCCCUCUCCAGACACUCUCUCUCCCUCUCCAGACACUCUCUCUCCGGACACUCCCUCUCCCUCUCCGGACACACUCCCUCUCCGGACACUCCCUCUCCGGACACUCCCUCUCCGGACACUCCCUCUCCGGACACUCCCUCUCCGGACACUCCCUCUCCGGACACUCCCUCUCCGGACACUCCCUCUCCGGACACUCCCUCUCCGGACACUCCCUCUCCGGACACUCCCUCUCCGGACACUCCCUCUCCGGACACUCCCUCUCCGGACACUCCCUCUCCGGACACUCCCUCUCCGGACACUCACUCUCCCUCUCCGGACACUCACUCUCCGGACACUCACUCUCCCUCUCCGGACCCUCUCCGGACCCUCUCCGGACACUCUCCCUCUCCGGACACUCUCCCUCUCCCUCUCCGGACACUCUCCCUCUCCCUCUCCGGACACUCUCCCUCUCCCUCUCCCUCUCCGGACACACUCUCUCCCUCUCCGGACACUCACUCUCCCUCUCCCUCUCCGGACACUCUCCUUCUCCCUCUCCGGACACUCUCCUUCUCCCUCUCCGGACACUCCCUCUCCGGACACUCACUCUCCCUCUCCGGACACUCCCUCUCCGGACACUCACUCUCCCUCUCCGGACACUCUCUCUCCCUCUCCGGACACUCCCUCUCCGGACACUCCCUCUCCCUCUCCGGACACUCUCCCUCUCCCUCUCCGGACACUCUCCCUCUCCCUCUCCGGACACUCUCCCUCUCCGGACACUCACUCUCCCUCUCCGGACACUCUCUCUCCCUCUCCGGACACUCCCUCUCCCUCUCCCUCUCCGGACACUCUCCCUCUCCGGACACUCUCCCUCUCCGGACACUCUCCCUCUCCGGACACUCUCCCUCUCCGGACACUCUCCCUCUCCGGACACUCUCCCUCUCCCUCUCCGGACACUCUCUCUCCAGACACUCUCUCUCCCUCUCCAGACACUCUCUCUCCCUCUCCAGACACUCUCUCUCCCUCUCCAGACACUCUCUCUCCCUCUCCGGACACUCCCUCUCCCUCUCCGGACACUCCCUCUCCGGACACUCCCUCUCCGGACACUCCCUCUCCGGACACUCCCUCUCCGGACACUCCCUCUCCGGACACUCCCUCUCCGGACACUCCCUCUCCGGACACUCCCUCUCCGGACACUCCCUCUCCGGACACUCCCUCUCCGGACACUCCCUCUCCGGACACUCCCUCUCCGGACACUCACUCUCCGGACACUCACUCUCCGGACACUCACUCUCCGGACACUCACUCUCCCUCUCCGGACACUCACUCUCCGGACACUCACUCUCCCUCUCCGGACCCUCUCCGGACCCUCUCCGGACCCUCUCCGGACCCUCUCCGGACACUCUCCCUCUCCCUCUCCGGACACUCUCCCUCUCCCUCUCCGGACACUCUCCCUCUCCCUCUCCGGACACUCUCCCUCUCCCUCUCCCUCUCCGGACACACUCUCUCCCUCUCCGGACACUCACUCUCCCUCUCCCUCUCCGGACACUCUCCUUCUCCCUCUCCGGACACUCCCUCUCCGGACACUCACUCUCCCUCUCCGGACACUCCCUCUCCGGACACUCACUCUCCCUCUCCGGACACUCCCUCUCCGGACACUCUCUCUACCUCUCCGGACACUCUCUCUCCCUCUCCGGACACUCUCUCUCCCUCUCCGGACACUCUCCCUCUCCGGACACUCUCCCUCUCCGGACACUCUCCCUCUCCGGACACUCUCCCUCUCCGGACACUCUCCCUCUCCGGACACUCUCCCUCUCACUCUCCCUCUCCGGACACUCUCCCUCUCCGGACACUCUCCCUCUCCGGACACUCUCCCUCUCCGGACACUCUCCCUCUCACUCUCCCUCUCCGGACACUCACUCUCCCUCUCCGGACACUCUCUCUCCCUCUCCAGACACUCUCUCUCCCUCUCCAGACACUCUCUCUCCCUCUCCAGACACUCUCUCUCCCUCUCCAGACACUCUCUCUCCCUCUCCAGACACUCUCUCUCCCUCUCCAGACACUCUCUCUCCCUCUCCAGACACUCUCUCUCCCUCUCCAGACACUCUCUCUCCCUCUCCAGACACUCUCUCUCCCUCUCCAGACACUCUCUCUCCCUCUCCAGACACUCUCUCUCCGGACACUCCCUCUCCCUCUCCGGACACACUCCCUCUCCGGACACUCCCUCUCCGGACACUCCCUCUCCGGACACUCCCUCUCCGGACACUCCCUCUCCGGACACUCCCUCUCCGGACACUCCCUCUCCGGACACUCCCUCUCCGGACACUCCCUCUCCGGACACUCCCUCUCCGGACACUCCCUCUCCGGACACUCCCUCUCCGGACACUCACUCUCCCUCUCCGGACACUCACUCUCCGGACACUCACUCUCCCUCUCCGGACCCUCUCCGGACCCUCUCCGGACACUCUCCCUCUCCGGACACUCUCCCUCUCCCUCUCCGGACACUCUCCCUCUCCCUCUCCGGACACUCUCCCUCUCCCUCUCCCUCUCCGGACACACUCUCUCCCUCUCCGGACACUCACUCUCCCUCUCCCUCUCCGGACACUCUCCUUCUCCCUCUCCGGACACUCUCCUUCUCCCUCUCCGGACACUCCCUCUCCGGACACUCACUCUCCCUCUCCGGACACUCCCUCUCCGGACACUCACUCUCCCUCUCCGGACACUCCCUCUCCGGACACUCACUCUCCCUCUCCGGACACUCUCUCUCCCUCUCCGGACACUCCCUCUCCGGACACUCCCUCUCCCUCUCCGGACACUCUCCCUCUCCCUCUCCGGACACUCUCCCUCUCCCUCGCCGGACACUCUCCCUCUCCGGACACUCACUCUCCCUCUCCGGACACUCUCUCUCCCUCUCCGGACACUCCCUCUCCCUCUCCCUCUCCGGACACUCUCCCUCUCCGGACACUCUCCCUCUCCGGACACUCUCCCUCUCCGGACACUCUCCCUCUCCGGACACUCUCCCUCUCCCUCUCCGGACACUCUCCCUCUCCCUCUCUCCUCUCGACACUCUCCCUCUCCGGACACUCUCUCUCCCUCUCCGGACACUCUCUCUCCCUCUCCGGACACUCUCUCUCCCUCUCCGGACACUCUCUCUCCCUCUCCGGACACUCUCUCUCCCUCUCCGGACACUCUCUCUCCCUCUCCGGACACUCUCUCUCCCUCUCCGGACACUCUCUCUCCCUCUCCGGACACUCUCUCUCCCUCUCCGGACACUCUCCCUCUCCGGACACUCUCCCUCUCCGGACACUCUCUCUCCCUCUCCGGACACUCUCUCUCCCUCUCCGGACACUCUCUCUCCCUCUCCGGACACUCUCUCUCCCUCUCCGGACACUCUCUCUCCCUCUCCGGACACUCUCUCUCCCUCUCCGGACACUCUCUCUCCCUCUCCGGACACUCUCUCUCCCUCUCCGGACACUCUCUCUCCCUCUCCGGACACUCUCUCUCCCUCUCCGGACACUCUCUCUCCCUCUCCGGACACUCUCUCUCCCUCUCCGGACACUCUCUCUCCCUCUCCGGACACUCUCUCUCCCUCUCCGGACACUCUCUCUCCCUCUCCGGACACUCUCUCUCCCUCUCCGGACACUCUCUCUCCCUCUCCGGACACUCUCUCUCCCUCUCCGGACACUCUCUCUCCCUCUCCGGACACUCUCUCUCCCUCUCCGGACACUCUCUCUCCCUCUCCGGACACUCUCUCUCCCUCUCCGGACACUCUCUCUCCCUCUCCGGACACUCUCUCUCCCCUCCUCUCUCCGGACACUCUCUCUCCCUCUCCGGACACUCUCUCUCCCUCUCCGGACACUCUCUCUCCCUCUCCGGACACUCUCCCUCUCCGGACACUCUCCCUCUCCGGACACUCUCCCUUUCCGGACACUCUCCCUCUCCGGACACUCUCCCUCUCCGGACACUCUCCCUCUCCGGACACUCUCUCUCCCUCUCCGGACACUCACUCUCCCUCUCCGGACACUCACUCUCCCUCUCCGGACACUCACUCUCCCUCUCCGGACACUCACUCUCCCUCUCCGGACACUCUCUCUCCCUCUCCGGACACUCUCUCUCCCUCUCCGGACACUCCCUCUCCCUCUCCCUCUCCGGACACUCUCCCUCUCCCUCUCCGGACACUCUCCCUCUCCCUCUCCGGACACUCUCCCUCUCCGGACACUCACUCUCCCUCUCCGGACACUCACUCUCCCUCUCCGGACACUCACUCUCCCUCUCCGGACACUCACUCUCCCUCUCCGGACACUCACUCUCCCUCUCCGGACACUCACUCUCCCUCUCCGGACACUCACUCUCCCUCUCCGGACACUCACUCUCCCUCUCCGGACACUCACUCUCCCUCUCCGGACACUCACUCUCCCUCUCCGGACACUCACUCUCCCUCUCCGGACACUCACUCUCCCUCUCCGGACACUCACUCUCCCUCUCCGGACACUCACUCUCCCUCUCCGGACACUCACUCUCCCUCUCCGGACACUCUCCCUCUCCCUCUCCGGACACUCUCCCUCUCCCUCUCCGGACACUCUCCCUCUCCCUCUCCGGACACUCUCCCUCUCCCUCACCGGACACUCUCCCUCUCCCUCUCCGGACACUCUCCCUCUCGCUCUCCGGACACUCUCCCUCUCGCUCUCCGGACACUCUCCCUCUCGCUCUCCGGACACUCACUCUCCCUCUCCGGACACUCACUCUCCCUCUCCCUCUCCGGACACUCUCCCUCUCCGGACACUCUCCCUCUCCGGACACUCUCCCUCUCCGGACACUCUCCCUCUCCGGACACUCUCCCUCUCCCUCUCCCUCUCCGGACACUCUCCCUCUCCGGACACUCUCCCUCUCCGGAGACUCCCUCUCUCGUCCCUCUCCCUGGUCACUCUCUCGUCUCUCUCUCCUCUCCAUCUUGA
Messenger RNA from Knipowitschia caucasica, 7437 nucleotides. The record is from the annotation of a GenBank genome assembly. NCBI's taxonomy places the organism in Eukaryota, Metazoa, Chordata, Actinopteri, Gobiiformes, Gobiidae.